AUGCAGGGGAACCUUUGGGGUAUUUUCUUCGAUUUGGAAGAGGAUUGCCAAUUGGUCUUGAGAAGAAGACCAAGGAUAGUGAGCAACCAACUCCUGAACAUCAGAGAAUGGCCAGAAGAUGGAGACUGGCAGAACGUAGACAUGGACAAGGUAGUCUUCUGGGUUCAAGCCCAUGGACUAUCAACACCUUAUUUGAAUUGGGAAAAUGCUCCAACAAUUGCUAACAAAAUAGGAGAUUAUCUGGAUACAGAUCGAGCUUCAAGAUUAGAGGCCUUUAGACGUGGUUAUCUGAAGAUUAAGGUGAAUAUUGUUGUCUCUCACCACCUUCCUGCAUGGUUUUUCUUGAAGAUUGCAAUAGGGAGGAAAGAAUGGAUUCAGUUCAAGCACAACAAAUUGCCAAUGGUGUGUUACAACUGUGGAAGGAUAGCCCAUGAUUUCAAGAACUGUAUGCAACCUAAAGCUUUUGUUUAUUCUCUUAUUGGUAAGGUUGUACCCAUGAAUGGGCCUUGGAUAAAGUCAGAGGUGCCUAUGUAA
This is a messenger RNA of Humulus lupulus (European hop), 534 nucleotides long. RefSeq lists its product as uncharacterized. Lineage: Eukaryota; Viridiplantae; Streptophyta; Magnoliopsida; Rosales; Cannabaceae. Gene Ontology annotation, molecular function: nucleic acid binding; zinc ion binding. The transcript has a single exon. The record is from RefSeq and is a predicted model, not a curated record. Bases 1 to 534 code for a protein of 177 amino acids.